AUGAAUUAAAAUCCUUUAAAAGAUUUUGAGUAGAAGUUUGAAAACUUCAUCAGACUUUGGGUGAGGUAUUUUUAUCAUGUAGAUCAAUACGUUUUGGCUAUCGAAAUUUUGAUUGAUAGCAAAAAGGCUAUGCUUUAGUAUGACUAUCUUGUCAAAGGUAGACUUUAGAAUAAAGAAAAUGAGUUUAAUAGAAAAAGGCUUGAAGUGUUAGAGGAUUUGUACAGCGUUUUUAUUUUGAAUAAGCAAGAAAUAAAAUCAACUCUCCCUGAACCAGAUGCCAAUAAAGGAGAUCAAGAAAAGAAAGAAACUCAAAAGCAAAGGGAUAAAAGGCUAGACGAAUCUAUUGUCUGGGGAUUUGAUUUUGAUAAUUUAGAUAAAUAUGAGUAUUAUAUUACAUAAAUGAAACAAAGUUGUGAAGCGGAUAAAGUUAAAUUAGAAAACGAAAUAGAUAAAUUAGAAUCUAAUAUGGAUGCUGAUAUCUAAAAAUAAGAAGCAAGAAAAAAUGACAUAAGUAGAAUUAAGAAAUUUACAGAUUUAACUUUAAAAAUUAUAGAAGACAGUCUUAAGCAUGUACUCGAAGCUGCUAAAAAAACAGAUAUAAAAAAGUCUGCCUAUCAUACAAAUAAUUACAAUCUUCAAAGUAGCCAAGAAAUGGAUGAAUCUAAAUUUUUCACUGUAGCAGAUCAAAAGCUUAAAUGUAAAUAGUAUGCUCGACUUCAUUCUUAUUGUAUUGAAAAUUCUCUCUUCCAUCAAAGUGAAAAAGAGUUACCAAAAGAAGAAACAUAAAUUAUUUAGCAAGAAACUAUAAUUGAACACACUCCUGAAAAAAAGAAAAAGUAGAAAAAAUGA
This is a messenger RNA of Tetrahymena thermophila SB210, 849 nucleotides long. RefSeq lists its product as hypothetical. The transcript has a single exon. NCBI's taxonomy places the organism in Eukaryota, Ciliophora, Oligohymenophorea, Hymenostomatida, Tetrahymenidae. The record is from RefSeq and is a predicted model, not a curated record.